Molecule: messenger RNA, 1482 nt
Organism: Racocetra persica
Lineage: Eukaryota; Fungi; Glomeromycota; Glomeromycetes; Diversisporales; Gigasporaceae
Source: the annotation of a GenBank genome assembly
CAAGUAUUGUUACACGGCUUAAUCCGUGAUAGCCAAGGAAGAAAAAUGUCUAAAUCGCUCGGUAACGGCGUGGAACCAGAAGAAAUUAUCACCAAAUACGGCGAAAACACCAAAAACACGCUGCUUUUUGUUUAUCAACAAUUACUUUUAUUACUUCAUCCUGCUAUUCCCUUUCUUACCGAAUACAUUUAUCAAAAAAUCACCCAAGAAAAAUUAUUACUAGCCGAAAUCGAGAUGCGUGAGCAAAAAAUUUUCUAUUUUGAAUUAAUGCCAGAAUGGCAAACUAAAUAUUGCUCCCGACUGGAUUUUAACCAGUUUCUUUUUCCCUUAACCAAAAGCCGAAUUCAAUUAGUUAGUCCCACGGAAAAAAUUGCGGCUUGCUCGCUCCUUGACAUAAAUCCUUUUGGAGUGUUAAAAACUGUGGAAAAAUUAAAUGUUCCUAAAAAUCGCACCGAAGACAGAAAAAAAAUCGUAUUUUACCAAACCGAGCAGCAAAGAAGCCAAAAAUUACUGGCUAAUAAAAACUUUGUUGAAAGGGCUCCGGCUUGUUGUGACGAAACUAGUAUUGCCGUUUUACAAAACAAGAAAGUUCGUAGUAAUAUUACUGUUUCUCAAAUAUUAGAACAAGAAAAAUACGGCGGGGUGAUGCCCAGUUUAGCAGCGAAAUUACAUUUAGCCAAUAUCCAAGAAGUUUUGAAGCAAGCCUUAGCAACGGCCCAAAUUACUCCGGAAAAUAUUGAUUAUAUUGCCUAUACGGAGAAACCGGGCUUGAUUAUUUGCCUCCAAGUUGGCAAAAUAGUAGCCGAAACCUUAGCUUUUUAUUUAAAUAAGCCAUUAAUUAAGUGUAAUCACCUGGAAGCCCACGUUUAUGCGAGCCUGCUGGAAGAAAAAACCGAGUGGGAAUUUCCCAACUUGGCUCUGAUUAUUAGUGGGGGACACACGCAACUUUACCAAUUAAAUAGGCAUGAUAAUUUUUCUUUGCUGGGAGAAACUGGUGAUGACGCAAUUGGCGAGUGCUUAGACAAAUCAGCAAUUUUAUUAGGAUAUUCUUAUCCCGGAGGACCAAUUAUCGAACAAUUGGCCUUAACCGGCAAAGACACUUAUCAAUUGCCUUUACCCAAAGACGAUAACAGUUUAGAUUUUAGUUUUAGUGGUCUGAAAAGUGCGGUGCGGCGGCUAAUUGAAAGAGAAGGGGAAAAAUUAAAUGUUCCCAACUUGGCUUGCUCUUUACAAUAUACGCUAGCAAAAAUGCUAGUUAAUAAAGUAGCAAAAGCCUUGGAGCAGAAAAAGUUCGCUAGUGUAGUUUGCGGCGGGGGAGUGGUGGCCAACCAAUUUAUCGUUGGUUACUUGGCCAGUUUCCUCCGCCAAAAGUAUCCGUCAGUUAGAUUUUUGGUUCCCCCCAAAAAAUACUGCACGGAUAACGCGGCUAUGGUGGGAAUUUUGGCUUACUACAAAAUUAAUCAUGAGGGUGAUAAACAAUAA